CAAAAAAAACAAAAACAAAGCAACUUAAGCUAAACUUGUUUCUAACUACUAGCUUCAUUUAUUCAAAAAAGCUUCAGCUAAUUAUAUAUAUUAUAUAUAUAUAUAUAUAUAUAUAUUAUUAAAAUUAUAUUAUUAUUAUUAUUACUACACUUUCUAUUAGUUCUUUUAAUUUGUGAAACGAUGCCGUCAUCCCGCACGGAGCGCGCGCUCUACGCGAGGUUGGAGCUCACCCCCGACGCCACGUCGGAGGCAAUCACGCGGGCCUACCGCCGCCUCGCCCUGAAAUACCACCCUGACCGCAAUCCCGACGGCAUCGAGCAGUUCAAGGCGCUCUCUAACGCCUAUUUCAUCCUCAGUGAUCCCGUGAAAAAAGGACUCUACGACGCCACGGGCUUCGCAGACGCCUCGGAAGACGCUUCCCAAACGAUGAAGGAGCGAUCUGACGAGAUGAGGGAUCAACUUCGAGGCUUCUUCGCCGUCUACGCCGGAUCCUCCGAGGAGGAAGGGGAUAUUAUCAAAGCUUUUACAUCAGCGCAUGGGGAUUUCGCGGCGAUGAUUCGCAAAUAUCUUAUUUUUGAUAACGGAAUACCAACUGAGGUUCGCCGUCUGCACGACGUGACCUGCGAUCUACUACAAAAAGGAAAGCUAAGCCCUACUAAGGCAUGGAAUGAAAGCACCACUCCAAAGGCUAUAAAGAAAAUUGAACGUCGAAUGCAAAACGAGCGUGUAGAAGCGGAGAAAACGCUCAAAGAAAUGAAUCUCGAGCCUGACGGAAGCGAGGCAAACAACAAGAGUGGGGAAUUAUCGCUGCAAGCCCUUAUUAAACAGCGCCAAAAAGCCUCAUGGGAAACUAUGCUAAACAAUAUGGAAGCUAAAUACACUACGAACGGAAAUGAAGGAUCGAAAAAUCCAAGAAAGAGUUCUAAUAAGCGGCCAAGAGAAAGCUUGCACUGAGUUGUCCUUUUUUUUUUGGAGCGCAUGUUAUCCAUAGAAACUACAACACACACUGAUAUAAUAGAACCCAUAGAUUGCUUUUGGCCUUUAAAAAAAGUUAAACAUCUUGAAAAUUUUUAUCAUUUUUUCCCCUAAAAUGUACCAAAUUGGUACAGAGGGAGUAUUGCUUUUUAUUUUGGUUCACAAAA
Molecule: messenger RNA, 1142 nt
Organism: Phytomonas sp. Hart1
Lineage: Eukaryota; Euglenozoa; Kinetoplastea; Trypanosomatida; Trypanosomatidae
Source: the annotation of a GenBank genome assembly